Messenger RNA from Impatiens glandulifera, 2094 nucleotides. RefSeq names its product trigger factor-like protein TIG, Chloroplastic. NCBI's taxonomy places the organism in Eukaryota, Viridiplantae, Streptophyta, Magnoliopsida, Ericales, Balsaminaceae. The record is from RefSeq and is a predicted model, not a curated record. The coding region runs from base 125 to 1756 and encodes 543 amino acids. The transcript has 13 exons. Gene Ontology annotation, biological process: 'de novo' cotranslational protein folding; protein unfolding; protein transport. Gene Ontology annotation, molecular function: peptidyl-prolyl cis-trans isomerase activity; protein folding chaperone; ribosome binding.
CCAUGAAUUGAAAACCUGGGCAUGAGUCAAAAGUAGCGCAAACCAUAUCCAUAACCGUCCCUUCUUUAUCUCUCUCAACCUUCCAACUAAAUCAUCGGCAGAUACUUGCCGGAGUAAGAAAAAAAUGGAGCUUUGCAGCUCUGCUACGAUACCCGCGCUCCGACCACUCAAACCCACCAAUUUCUCUCCUUCGUCCUCUCUCUUUCUCUCCGGUUCUCCACUCCCACCUAAAUUUACAUGUUUUGGAACCAAAAGAAUAUGCAUAUCACAUACGUCGUCUUCUCUUUACCGACAAUUCCCUGUUCAGCUGCUACAGCCUCUGAGAACUCGAAUUCGCUCUAUGGCUGCUGCAUCGCCAGCUUCUUACAAUACCAUCGAAGACAAGCUUCCAGCUAGUCUUGGGGUUACGGAGAGAGAAGAACCCAAUUCCAGAAUGAGAUUGAACGUUGAGGUACCUCCUGCUGUGUGCGAGGAUUGUUACAAAAGGGUCUUAAAUGAGUUCAUGAAGCAAGCAAAGAUACCAGGAUUUCGUCCUGGGAAGAAAGUCCCGGAAAAUGUAUUAAUAAGUUAUAUAGGACAGGAUAAUAUCCGGAAGGCCACAAUUGAAUCUAUUUUAAAGAGAACCCUUCCACAUGCCGUUUCUUCUGUAACCGGAAAGGCCUUGAAAGACUCUAUUCGAAUAGCUUCUAAUUUCUCUGACAUGGAAGAAGCCUAUUUAAAUCAGAAUUCUCUUAGGUAUGAUGUCAUUGUUGAUGUGGCACCAGAAGUCAAAUGGAUCCCUGAGGAUGGUUACAAGAAUUUGAAUAUUGUAGUUGAGAUAGACAGUGACAUAGAAGCUGACAAAGCUGCAGAGAGAGAGUUAAGGCGGCGCUAUAAAUCUCUAGGUGUUCUAAGAAUUGUAAUUGACAGGGGCCUACAGAUUGGUGAUGUUGCUAUCCUCAAUAUAUCAGCAACAACAAGUGGUGAAGAUGAAUCAAAGAUUGAAACUAUUCCAGCUGCAGAAACUAAAGGUUUCAAUCUUGACACAGAGGAUGGAGAUAAACUUAUUCCUGGAUUUCUGGACUCAAUAAUCGGUAUCAAGCAGGCUGAAAGUAGGACUUUCCCCCUCAUUUUCCCUGAAUCAUGGGAAGAAGAUAAUCUCCGAGGUGUUUGUGCUCAAUUCACGGUUGAGUGCAAGGAACUCUUUUACAGAGAACUACCAACUUUGGAUGAUUCAAUUGCAGAUAAACUUCUUCGUGGAUGCACAACCCUUGGGCAGGUCAAGGAAGCGAUACUACAAAAAUGCCUUGAAGUUGAGCAAACUGCCAAGGAACAAAUAACAGACAAUGCCAUUCUUGACCAGCUUUGCAAGAUGAUUGAGGUGGAAGUACCUCAGUCUUUGUUUGAGGAACAAGGGAGGCAGUUUUAUGGAGCUAAGCUACUUGAGAUUCAGGCAAACGUGAAAUUGACUGAAGAUCAGUUGGCAUCUCUAUCAAGUCCAAGGGCGGUAAAAGAGUAUUUGGAUAACCAAGAGGUUAACAUAAAAAAUGUAAUAAAGCAAAAUCUUGCCGUUGGAGAUAUCUUCAAGCGUGAGAAUUUGCAGUUUUCCACGGAUGAACUAGUGAAGGAGGUGGAAAAUUCCAUAGAGGAAUUCAAACGCCACAAGCAAGACUAUGAUGAAGAUCGCGUAAAGGACCAGGUCCAAGAAAUACUUGAAGGUUCAAAGGUGCUGGAGUGGUUGAGAGAACAUGCAGAUAUCCAGUAUAAGACAAGAUAGUGGGAAGAAGCUUUGAUCACUGCCAUUGUCAAACAAUGGAGCUAAAAUGGAGAAAUGACAGAAGCUUAUAACAUAAUAGUUGGAUUCUUGAGUUUUAUCAGCAACCAUGAAAUGAGGGAAGCUGCGGAUUUUGAAUUGGGCAGCAAAGGUUGGUUUUUUCAGGAUUUUCUAUCUUCAUUCUGUUUUACUUGGAACCGAGAUUUGUUAGAACAGGAAUGCGUUUAAGCUUUUAUUAGAAUUAGCCUCCAACUGAUCCCAGCUUAUUUAUGGACCAUGUUCAAAUACAAUUUUAUGCAUUUCUCCUCUGGUCAAUUUCAAUUUUCAUAAAGCCUUUACUU